Molecule: messenger RNA, 3100 nt
Organism: Galleria mellonella (greater wax moth)
Lineage: Eukaryota; Metazoa; Arthropoda; Insecta; Lepidoptera; Pyralidae
Gene: unc-45
Product: protein unc-45 homolog B
Exons: 1
Coding region: 190-3006 (938 amino acids)
Molecular function (GO): Hsp90 protein binding
Source: RefSeq, a predicted model, not a curated record
AAGAUUAUAUGACAUGAUUACAUGUACAUACCUACCUAUCCAAUCCACAUAUGGAGAACAAAAAUAAGUUUCUAUUUUGGCCCGUAAAUAUGAGAAGAAGCCCCGAGAGUUUACUAGAACAUUCAAGCGUCCUAUAAAAGCACAGUUGGUCCCAAUUUUUGUCUGAAUCCGGAAGAAAUAAAAAAAAAAAUGGGUGUUCAUAAGGAAGAAGCGGAAACAUAUAAGAAUAAAGGCAACGAUGCUUUUAAACUGGAUAAAUAUGAAGAUGCGAUAUCGUUCUAUUCAAAAGCUAUUAAUCUCGCAGAAAAGGAUAGUCGAGAUAUGGCCACAUACUUGAAGAAUCGUGCUGCUGCCUAUUUGAAGACCAAUGAGUACAGUAAAGUUAUUCAAGACUGUGAUGAAGCAUUGAAGAUUGUACCCGAAGAUCCAAAAGCCUUAUUUCGACGUUCGCAAGCUUUGGAGAAUUUACAGAGAUACGAGGAAGCUUACAGAGAUGCAAAAACCAUAUUUACUGUAGAUCCAACAAAUAAAGCUGUACAACCAAUUUUGUCACGUUUGCAUGCCAUAGUGCAAGAACGCGCUCGACAAAACGCCCAAACGAGUAAUAAAGUGGAACAAAUGUUCAAGUUGGCCUUUAAUUUUAAUGAAGACAAAGAAAAACGGGAAAAAGCCAUAGGUAACCUUUUAGUGCUUGCAAAAGAAAACUCUGGUGCAGAUAUUAUGUUGAAAAAUGGUAUCGUACAUAAAAUACAACAACUGUUAAAGGUAGAGAAAAACACUGAUAUAUAUUGCAAUGCUGUUAGAAUUGUUAGUCAGUUGUGUAAAAGAAAUAUUGAUAGAACAAAAAAUAUUAUUAAAAUUGUCGGUAUUCCAUGGUUUUUGGAAAUCAUUGACAGUGAUAUUGAAGAAAGGGUGAAUGUGGCACAGUAUUGUAUUCAAGUCAUAUUAAAUUCAUUCUCUGGAAUGGAUAAUAAAAAAGAUACAAAACCUGAUGCAAAACUUUGUGAAGAAAAUAAAAAUGAAAUAGAAAUACUUCUCAGUUGUUUAACUUACUCUAUUACAAAUGCAGUUAUAACUGGUCAAGCAAGAGAUGCAAUUAUGGAACUCAUAAUGAGAAACUGUCAUUACAAUGCUAUCAACUGGGCAGAGAGGUUUGUAGAAAUCAAAGGACUGCAUAGGUUACUAGAAGUAUGUAGUGAACUGGAAGAAUAUAAAUAUGAGUCUGCAAUGAAUAUCACUCCAUCUUCAAGAACUAUUGCAGCCGCUUGCCUAGCCAGAAUAUAUGAAAAUAUGUAUUAUGAUCAAGCAAGAGAACGAUUCAACAAUCAAGUGGAUGAAUUUGUUAAGGACAAAUUAAUGUCACCUGAUCUUGAGUCUAAAGUAAGAGUUACAGUGGCCAUUACAUCAUUGUUACGUGGACCACUUGAUGUUGGAAAUUAUGUGAUUUCCAAGGAAGGCAUUCUAGAGAUGAUAUUAGUCAUGGCACAAACUGAUGACCCUUUACAACAGAAGGUGGCAUGUGAAUGCAUAAUUGCUGCAGCUUCUAAGAAAGACAAAGCUAGAACAAUCAUCAACAAAGGUGUAGAUAUUUUAAAAAAAUUAUAUCAGUGCAAAAAUGAUGCAGUAAGAGUCAGAGCUCUAGUUGGUCUUUGCAAAGUUGGCAGUUUUGGAGGUGAUGAUGCCUCUAUUAGACCAUUUGCUGAUGGUUCUACAAAGAAGCUGGCUGAGGCUUGUAGAAAAUUUUUGAUAAAUCCAGCAAAAGACAAUGAUGUAAGAAAAUGGGCUGCUGAAGGCUUGUCUUAUUUGACCUUAGAUGCAGAUGUUAAAGAAGCAUUAGUUGAAGAUAAAGCAGCUCUUCAAGCUCUUAUUGAACUAGCAAAAACUGGUGAUCAAUCUUGUUUAUAUGGUGUUGUUACUACAUUAGUCAAUUUAUGUAAUGCCUAUGACAAACAAGAAGUGAUACCAGAAAUGUUAGAGCUAGCAAAAUUUGCUAAACAUCAUAUACCUGAAGAACAUGAAUUAGAUGAUCCUGAUUUUGUUAAUAAAAGAAUUACAGUUCUUGCCAAGGCUGGUGUCACAACAGGGUUAGUAGCACUCUCUAAAACAAAAAGUGACAAUUCUAGAGAACUGAUUGCUAGAGUUUUCAAUAGUAUUUGCAGCCUACAAGAGUUAAGAGGUAUAGUAGUCCAACAAGGAGGAACAAAAGUAUUAAUACCAUUAUCUUUGGAAGGUACUCUCAAAGGGAAAAAACAGGCCGCUCAAGCCCUGGCUAGAAUUGGGAUAACAAUGAAUCCAGAAGUUGCAUACCCAGGUCAAAGGAAUUUAGAAGUUGUCAGGCCAUUAUUGGCACUUCUGCAUCCAGAUUGUAGUGCUCUUGAAAAUUUUGAGGCUAUGAUGGCUUUGUGUAACUUGGCUGGAAUGAAUGAGACUACUAGAAAUAGAAUUCUCAAAGAAGGAGGUUUAUCUAAAAUUGAGCAUUACUUAUAUGAAGAUCACACUAUGUUGCUUAGGGCAGCCACACAGUGUGUAUGCAAUUUAGUUUUAUCUGAAGAUGUAAUAAAAACAUAUGAAGGUAAUAAUGACAAAACUAAGUUUUUAUAUCUCUUGUGCCAAGAAGAGGAUUUUGAUACAGUAAUGGCUGCUGCAGGAGCUUUAUGUACUUUGACUUCAGUCAGCAAAAUUUGUUGCAGAAAAUUGUUGGAUUUACAGCCUUGGUUAGAAACAUUAAGAUGCCUUCUUGCAAAUCCAGAUAAAGAAAUACAAUACAGAGGUACUUAUAUAUUAUUUAAUAUUAUAAAUGGAGAUAAGGACAUUGCAUUUAAAAUAUUUGAAACUGAUGUAAUGGAGAUAUUAAUGGCUUUGACUAAGCUUGAGGAACCUGAACAAAAGAGAACCAAGGAACUUGCUCAGAAGUGUUUGAAUGCUGCUGAAGAAAUGGGUGUUAUACGGAAGCCUGAUGAAACACCAAUGAUGGAUCCAUUUGCAGAAGUUGAUAAUGAACAUUAAGAUAUGUAAUAUGUAUUAUUAGAAUGUGUAAUUUAAUAUUUAUUUAUUUUCAAAAACUUACAUUUAUUUAUAUUAAAAUGUUUUUAAUAAACAA